Messenger RNA from Penicillium verrucosum, 963 nucleotides. Its product is annotated as NAD(P)-dependent oxidoreductase. Bases 1 to 963 code for a protein of 320 amino acids. Gene Ontology annotation, cellular component: mitochondrion. Gene Ontology annotation, biological process: L-valine catabolic process. The transcript is spliced from 3 exons. NCBI's taxonomy places the organism in Eukaryota, Fungi, Ascomycota, Eurotiomycetes, Eurotiales, Aspergillaceae. Gene Ontology annotation, molecular function: 3-hydroxyisobutyrate dehydrogenase activity; NAD binding; NADP binding. The record is from RefSeq and is a predicted model, not a curated record.
AUGUCUCAGGUCAAAGAAAACGUUGCUUUUAUUGGGUUGGGUGCCAUGGGGUACGGCAUGGCUAGGAACAUCCGCAAGAGAAUGCCGCCAACAGCAAUACUGUACAUUUACGAUGUGUCGAAGAGUGUUUGUGAGCGGUUCUGCCUGGAGUUGCGAGGUAUUGGGCACUCCGUGGUUGUUAAUUCGCCUCGCGAGGCGGCAGAGUCGUCGCAGACCGUCAUUUCCAUUGUCCCGGGAGCCAAGGAAGUGCGACAGGUGUAUCUUGAUGCGACGACCGGAGUGAUUGCCGCUGCGAGGAAUCCCGAUCGGCUCAUCCUAGAGAGCAGCACGAUCGAUUCCCAGUCAAGUCGCAAUGUCGCCGAGGAGCUGCUGCUGGCAGGGGCGGGGACCUACAUCGACACCCCUGUUUCGGGCGGAGUUCCGGCAGCAAACGAGGGGACACUGUCUUUCCUCAUCGGCCACAGCAAACCGUCCAAGCCAGACGAGAUCUCGCAACGGUUGGAGGCAGCAGUGUCAAUGAUCGGCGACCCGCAAAAGCUAUUCUACUGUGGCGCGCUCGGUGCAGGCCUCGCGGCCAAGAUCAGCAACAACUAUCUUUCAUGCUCGAUCCUCCUAGCAGUCGCCGAGGCCAUGGCCAUCGGCGUCAGGUCAGGCGUUGACCCGAAGCUACUGCACGAAAUUAUCCACAAUUCCACCGGUCAGACUUUCAUGGCAGACCAUGUUCAGCCAGCUCCCGGGGUUGUGCCACAUGCGCCCAGCAGUAACAACUACAGACUGGGAUUCAAGACGCAGAUGAUGAUCAAGGAUUUGUCGUUGGGUGUGGAGGCUGGGUAUGCGACCGGCAUUCAUCCUAGCGUCGCAGAGGCCGCCCUUCGCGUGUAUGAAAAGGCUGCGGUGGAUCCACAAUGCAUUGUAAGUCGUCUUUUGUCCUGCGUUGGGCGCCCGGAAUUGGCUAUGUACUGA